This is a messenger RNA of Ilex paraguariensis (yerba mate), 1664 nucleotides long. The record is from the annotation of a GenBank genome assembly. NCBI's taxonomy places the organism in Eukaryota, Viridiplantae, Streptophyta, Magnoliopsida, Aquifoliales, Aquifoliaceae.
AAAAGAGAGACGAUGAGUGACGACCUGUGUUCGGUAAUCUAUGGCCUCGCUCUCUCUCAGUUGUUCGUUACCUCUCCAACCACCUUCUUCACAGCUUCGUAAACUCAUAGACCCACCAACAACUUUAACUCCUCAUACCAGUAGGAGCUUAAAACCCAUUGUGGUAUGUGGAAACCCACCCACUUUCGUCUCAGCUCCUGACCGCCGAAUCGUCGCCGUUGGGGAUCUGCAUGGAGAUCUUGCCAAAGCAAGAUGUGCGCUUGAGAUGGCUGGUGUCUUGAGUUCUGAUGGUCGAGACUUGUGGACCGGUGGAGAGACGGUAUUGAUACAGCUUGGAGAUAUACUCGAUAGGGGUGAAGAUGAAAUAGCUAUUUUAUCCCUAUUAAGGUCGUUGGAUAUCCAGGCAAAAGCUAAUGGCGGAGCAGUUUUCCAGGUGAAUGGAAAUCAUGAGACCAUGAAUGUAGAAAGGGAUUUCAGAUAUGUUGAUUCUGGGGGUUUUGAUGAGUGCACGAACUUCCUGGAGUAUUUGGAUGCCUGUGACCAUAACUGGGAAGACGCUUUUGUUAGUUGGGUGGGUGUGUGUGGAAGAUGGAAAGAAGAUCAAAAAAUGUCUCAUAAUUACUGGGAUCCACGAAAUCUGGUGAAGUGGCAGAAGGGAGUGAUUGCAAGAUCAAUCCUCCUAAGACCAGGAGGUCCGCUUGCAUCUGAGUUGGCACGACAUGCUGUUGUUCUCAAAGUUGAUGAUUGGGUCUUUUGUCAUGGUGGCCUUCUUCCUCACCAUGUUGCCUAUGGCAUAGAGAGGAUGAACAGGGAAGUGUCUGAUUGGAUGAGAGGCCUCAGUGAGAUUGAUAGUUGUCCACAAAUCCCAUUCAUUGCCACCAGGGGCUACGACAGUGUCGUCUGGAACCGUUUGUACUCUAAAGAUAUUUCAAAUCUGGAAGACUAUCAGAUUGAUCAGAUCCAAGCAAUUCUUGAAGAGACACUGGGAGCAGUAGGAGCUAAGGCAAUGGUUGUGGGACAUACUCCUCAAACUACAGGAGUAAAUUGUAAGUACAGUUGUAGCAUAUGGCGCAUUGACGUGGGGAUGUCUAGUGGAGUUCUGGAUUCAAGACCUGAGGUGCUAGAAAUAAGAGACAAUAAAGCAAGGGUCAUAAGGAGCAAAAGGGACACAUUCAGUGAACUUCAGGUUAUUGACUAUACGUAGACAGUUCAGAAAAGCCAAGGAAUGAUGAGAAAAUUAAACAAAAUCCCACAUGAUUUGCAAAUCAUCUUAAGGAGAUAUCCUGUAGAAUUGUUCAAGUCAAAUUUGAUAGCAGUCAAGAUUAACCAUUUAUCGAUGGCUCACAUUAUCUGUGAAGGGUGAGGUCAACAAUGGCAAAAACGGGUUGGUUUUCGUCAUUUGAAAAAGGCUACAUAUAGGCUAGGCAAGCUUUGUAUCAAAAAUAGAAAGCAUCCCAUGAGGAUAGAAUUUGGGGUUGCAUUGAUAUGAAAGAUGUAAUUGUUUCUACCGAGAAAAAUAUAGAAAUUGGCCAACUUAUAUGUAUAUGAAUAGCAGAUUUGAUUUGAUUGUACUUAUGUAGUAGAUGGAAACUCAUGAAUGAACUUCUGGUUUCUUGGGAUGAUUUGUGCAGUAGGCUCAUUAAAUAGAGGAUGAAUAAAACUUG